Molecule: messenger RNA, 936 nt
Organism: Exophiala aquamarina CBS 119918
Lineage: Eukaryota; Fungi; Ascomycota; Eurotiomycetes; Chaetothyriales; Herpotrichiellaceae
Product: 5'-methylthioadenosine phosphorylase
Exons: 4
Coding region: 1-936 (311 amino acids)
Biological process (GO): nucleoside metabolic process
Cellular component (GO): cytosol
Molecular function (GO): S-methyl-5-thioadenosine phosphorylase activity
Source: RefSeq, a predicted model, not a curated record
AUGGCUGAAAAGCAGGUUCCAAACUCAUAUCCAGACCCCGUGCACAUCGCCGUAAUCGGCGGGACGGGACUCAACACGCUCGAAGACUUCAAACUGGCUGCCGUCCUCGACAUUACCACGCCAUGGGGCGCGCCGUCCUCACCGAUAACCAUUCUGGAACACCCCUCCCCGACAACAGGCAAACCCAUCCCGAUCGCAUUCCUCGCGCGCCACGGCACGCACCACCAAUACAACCCGUCUGAGAUCCCGGUGCGCGCGAACAUCGCGGCGCUGAGGAAGAUAGGCGUGCGGAGCAUCAUUGCCUUCUCGGCCGCCGGGAGCUUGGCCGAGGAGGUCAAGCCCAGGGACUUCGUGGUCCCGGAUCAGGUCAUCGAUCGCACCAAGGGCGUCAGGCCGUUCACGUUCUUCGAGGGCGGGUUUGUCUGCCAUGUGCCUUUUGCCGAUCCGUUCGACGCGAAGGUGGGCGAUGUGGUGAGGAAGUGCGGGCACAGCCUGGAGGGCGAGGGCGUCGUGCUGCAUGAUAAGGGCACGUUGGUCGUCAUGGAGGGCCCGCAGUUCAGCACACGCGCGGAAUCGAACAUGUACCGGGCUUGGGGCGGGACCAUCAUCAACAUGUCGACGUUGCCCGAGGCCAAACUCGCCGCCGAGGCCGAGAUCGCUUAUCAGGUCAUCAUCAUGAGCACCGACUACGAUUGCUGGCACGACUCCGGCGACGUCUCGGUCGAGAUGGUGAUGGGCCACAUGCGGGCGAACGCGGUCAACGCUCGGCGGUUCAUCGCGGCCGUCCUCGAUGAGCUGUCCAAGGAGGAGCACGCCGACCUCGUCCAGGCCACGCAUCUCGCAGGCGGCAGGAAGUUCGGCGUCAGUACGUCUCCCGAGGGACAGAGCAAGGAGGCGCGCGAGAGGUUGGGUUGGCUGUUUGAGGGCUAUUUCUAA